AUGUCUUCCACCACAGAACCGGCCGCAGCGUCCGCGGAGCAGCUCGCGUCCGCUCAAGAAGAUACCACGUCUCGCAGCGAGCCGUCCUCUGCUGCAGCUGCGGCGGCAGCGGCGAUGCUCGAAAGCGCCAAUCCUGCCGAGCGCGAUCACAUCGAACGCGACGUUUCCAACAUCCUUGCUGGGCUGAAUCAGGAACAGCUUGCCUCGAUCGUCGCUGCAGCGCGGGCGUCCGAGGCGCGCAACGGCGAUGGUUCCGCCCCCGAUGCCUCGACCUCUUUCGACACUGCGUUGCCUCCCGGUCUGGGCCAGGCGGCGAGUGCAUUGACGAGCAUUGCGAGCGGUUUCAAGCGGACGCCUGGCAACGAGCGGGUCGAAGCAAAGGAACCGGUCACCGAGGAGAUGGACGACACCACCGCCGCCACCAUCGCCGCCGUCAAGUCUGCUACGGAUACCGCCACCGCCGCUGCCCUCGCCAGUCUCGGCUCCCUCGCCAGCACCCCCCACCUCAACCAAGACGGAGAGGACUCGAUGGAUUACGAAAGCCCCAACGGCUCUCCUUCGCGCGGACUCAAACGUCCCCGUGGUCCUGAAUUGGAUCGCCAACGCAAAGAUAACCACAAGGAGGUCGAGCGUCGACGAAGAAGCGCCAUCAACGACGGAAUCGUUUCCCUCAGUCACAUUGUUCCAGGUUGCGACGCAAAGAACACCAAUAAGGGCGCCAUCAUCCAUGCCGCGGUGAGGUACAUUCAGGAUCUCAAGCAUAACGAGGCGAGCAACAUCGAAAAGUGGACGUUGGAAAAGCUGCUCAUGGAUCAGGCGAUGGGGGAUCUCACGGCGCAAUUGGACGAGGCAAGGGCUCAGGUGGAACGGUUGAGGAGCGAAUUGGAGGAGCGGUUGGAAGGCGAGGGGAGGGCCGCCGAGGGCAAGGCCUAG
Messenger RNA from Kalmanozyma brasiliensis GHG001, 933 nucleotides. Its product is annotated as Myc-type, basic helix-loop-helix (bHLH) domain protein. Gene Ontology annotation, molecular function: DNA-binding transcription factor activity; protein dimerization activity. Gene Ontology annotation, cellular component: nucleus. The coding region runs from base 1 to 933 and encodes 310 amino acids. NCBI's taxonomy places the organism in Eukaryota, Fungi, Basidiomycota, Ustilaginomycetes, Ustilaginales. The transcript has a single exon. The record is from RefSeq and is a predicted model, not a curated record.